Molecule: messenger RNA, 1037 nt
Organism: Gasterosteus aculeatus aculeatus (three-spined stickleback)
Lineage: Eukaryota; Metazoa; Chordata; Actinopteri; Perciformes; Gasterosteidae
Product: guanylyl cyclase-activating protein 2
Biological process (GO): visual perception
Cellular component (GO): cone photoreceptor outer segment; photoreceptor inner segment
Molecular function (GO): calcium sensitive guanylate cyclase activator activity; calcium ion binding
Source: RefSeq, a predicted model, not a curated record
GGCCGGGGCCGACAAUAGCCGCCAUGAGGAGGACUCUGGACACUGUGUUGCGGGCAGCGUAGGAUGUGAUUUCAAGAAACCAUCUGCAUUUGAAUGAAGAAAUCUUUUGAGUUCAUGCUGCAGUUGGCCGAUUUUAGCAUGGGUCAAAACCAGCAAGUGCAGACACAGGAAGAGGGGCUGGAGUUGGAAUGCAUCCAGGCCCUCUACAGGUCGUUCAUCACGCAGUGCCCCAGUGGGUCUUUGUACCUGCAUGAGUUCAAGAAGAUGUUUGGAGUACAGCAUGGUACACCUGAAUCCCACUACAUGGACAGCAUCUUCCGAGCAUUCGACAUGAAUCACGACCACACGAUGGAUUUCAUAGAGUACGUGGCGGCGCUCAAUCUCGUACUGCGUGAGAAGCUUGAAGAUAAGCUGCGGUGGUCUUUCAAGGUGUUUGACAGCGAUCGCAACGACCGCCUGGACAGAGAUGAACUUCUGAAAAUUGUGAAGAUAUACCACAGGAUAAAGAACGGCUGCGUGUCCGAUGAGACAGGAACGCAGAGCCUCACCACUGAGCAGGUGUGUGAGCGCAUCUUUCAAGAGGUCGAUUUGAACAGUGACGGUGAGAUUACACUGGACGAGUUUGUGCAGGGCGCCCACAGGAGUCCCUGGUUGCAGAACUUCCUGCGGCUGGAUGUCAAUCCCUGUGGAUGGGUGCAGAGGUACUUGAGUGACAGGAAACUCACGUGUUCCAAAGAUUCCUGAAAACCACCAUCUUCAGAACGGACUGCGGAAAAGAGAGGAAAUGCAUUGCAGACCUGCAGGAAGAGUAGAAAUACUUUUACCAGCAAUGUGUGAGAAGAUUCCUCAUGCCUUUAUUGUGCAGUACAACACUUCUACCUUGUGAAAUAACUUAAGCCUGUUGACUGUAAUAUAAAACAAGAGAUUAUAGCGCAUAUCUGACAUUGAGUAUUAUCACGUAUUGUGGCCUCAUGUUGCUUUGAAGUGUUCAUGUUGUAAAGAUAUGUUAUUAUUAAUAAAAACGUAAUGAAACUUGU